Messenger RNA from Coregonus sp. 'balchen', 1808 nucleotides. Lineage: Eukaryota; Metazoa; Chordata; Actinopteri; Salmoniformes; Salmonidae. The record is from the annotation of a GenBank genome assembly.
AGCUUCAGUCCCCUCCUCUCCUCACUCAGCCAGCCAGCCAGCCAGCCAGCCAGCCAGCCAGCCAACCAGCCGGACCACUCUCAGGAGCAGUUCCCCAGGAAAUGUGUGACAGAGCCUAGUGUGUGUUUGAAAAUGGCUGCGCUCUCAGAGAUAAGCAGAUCAAAGCAGAGAGCCUAUUCAUGUAAUUGGCUUCCAGAAGCACACUGCCAAAGCGUCUCAUAUCCGUGUGCAGUAACACACACACACACUCGGGAGGGAGAUUAUUGAGCAGGCAGGAAGGAGAGAGCGAGGAGGGGAUGGAGGGAGCUCCAUUGUUGCUCAUUAAGCCCUGGAAGAAGAGGAGGAGAAGGGGGGACAGAGGAAAAGGAGGUUGGAGGUGUAAAAUGUCAAGGGCCAAGGGCAACCUCCUUUUAUACCCGUUUCAUCCCCAAUUCUCUCUUUCUUUCUGUUUUUCCACUUUCUCAAAUGAUGACUUCCAAAUUGAGAUUUUGCAAGUGAUGUUGUUAUAGAUGUAAAUGUUAUGUUCCCUGUCAUAAAACUCACAGCAUUAUUCACAAUACUCUAUUUCUGAUGUUCAUCUGAGACACUUGACCUGAGGCUGAGUGUCCGCCUGUCUUUCUGCUGCUGAUGUGGGAAUGGUAAUGUGUACCAGACCUAGAGAACCUCUGUGAAGCUAAACGGCUCCCCUCUCUCUCUCCACCUCUCUUCCAGGCCAGCCUUUUAAGCUUGACCCAAAGACGGCCCACAAGAAGCUGCGUCUGUCCAACGACUGCCUGACCAUGGAGAAGGACGAGAGCUCCCUGAAGAAGAGCCACACUCCAGAGCGCUUCAGCAGCACGGGGUCGUACGGAGCAGCAGGAAACGUCUUCAUCGACAGCGGCUGCCACUACUGGGAGGUGUUGCUGGGCGCCUCCACCUGGUGAGUUGUGAUAUUGAUAAUACUGUUCACUGUUCACCGCUUUAUUGUACCUCCAUCGAUCGUAUAACAUCCACUAUAGGAGUGGAAUAAGCUUUAUCCAUACAAAAUAUGUACAUGUCGUAUUUUCUACCCUUUUGAUUUCUUCUCUACAAUAGUGACAAAAGACUUGCAAUACUUAUGCACUAGUUUUCUCUGAACAUUCCAAACCACAGUCAAUGAUUUGGCCCUUCCUUAACACUCUGUCAUCUCCUCUGACAGGUACGCUGUGGGCGUGGCCUACAAGUCAGCCCCUAAGAAUGAGUGGAGUGGAAAGAACUCCUCCUCCUGGGUGUUCUCCCGCUGUAACAACAACUUCAUGGUGCGUCACAAUGGCAAGGAGAUGCUGGUGGAGGCCAGCCACCAGCUCAGGCGUCUGGGUGUCCUUCUGGACUACGACAACAACUCCCUGUCCUUCUACGACGCCAUGAACUCCCAACACCUGCACACCUUCGAGGUCAGCUUCCUGCUCCCCGUGGCGCCCACCUUCAUGAUCUGGAACAAGUCAGUGAUGAUCCUGUCGGGGCUUCCGGUGCCGGACUUUGUGGACUGCCCUGAGGAACACCAGGAGGGGAUGACGACCCUGUGUCGCCAGCAGGAUUCACCCUACGUGUCGGGUAUGAAGGGCUGUCACUGAGACCGGGGACUGGGGGUUGUGACUCGGGCCUGUUGUCACGGAGACGGCUGGGAUUGUGGUCGUUGUCACGGAGACCGACGAGGGCUUGGACUGGACUCACUCGACUGGGCUGAGCUGCUCUCACUUACUUCCUGGGUUUGUGGGCCAAUGGGGUUGAAUCUUCCACAUCCUCUGCUUCCUACUUCCUCCUCAUCCUCAUUUUACCCAGCUCUCCUC